AUGCUUACUUUUGCCCAGUUGCCGUUGGUGUUGCUGUCCUUGACCCUCUCCGUCGUUGCGGUCCACGAUGAACAGCUUGUGCGCAGAGCACCGACAGACGAUCUCAUCGUAGCGGCGUGGUACACUGGCUGGCAUUCGAGAGAUUUCCCACUUUCGAGAGUUAGCUGGUCAAAAUACACUCAUAUGACCUAUGCCUUUGGGAUAACGACGCCUAGUCCAGAUGUGCUCGCGCUGGACGAGUCGGAUGAGCGCUUGUUACCCGAGUUUGUGGACAUGGCCCAUCGACAUGCGACAGUGGGCUCUGCAAGUAACCGAACGACCUUUGUGAACACCCUCCUCGACGUUGUGCGCCGAUACAACCUCGAUGGCCUUGACUUUGACUGGGAGUACCCUAACAUGCAAGGUCUGGGAUGCAACAUCGUCCACGAGGACGACACCGCCAACUUCCUCACCUUCCUCCGCGAACUGAGAAACACCACAACAGGGCGCGACCUCGUCCUCUCAGCCGCCGUCUAUGUCAAGCCCUUCAACGACGCCUCAGGCUCUCCAUCCACCGACGUCUCCGGCUUCGCAGAAGUCCUAGACUACAUCGCAGUGAUGAACUACGACGUUCCCGUCAAUCCAUCCGUCGGAGCCGGGUCUCGUUCCCCUCUGGACGAUACAUGUGCACCAGCCGGUGCCAAGUGGGGGUCGGCUGUGUCUUCGAUUGAGGAAUGGACCAAGGCGGGGAUACCACUUGAAAAGUUGGUCCUCGGAGUCCCCGCGCAUGGUCAUUCGUAUGAUGUUUCGCCUGUGGUCGCCCUCUCGCGGUCGAAUUCUUCUCAGUUGAACGCAUACCCAAGCUAUUCACCUGCCGAUCGGAAACGAGGGGAUCGCUGGGAUGGGGAAGGCGGUAUGGACGUUUGUGGUGUCACUUGGGGGCCCGGAGGAGUUUAUACGUACUGGGGUCUGUUCGAGGGAGGUUUUUUGAACGCGGAUGGUUCGGUUGCAGAGGGAAUUGUGUCCCGGUACGACGACUGCAGCGAAACGCCCUUCGUUUAUAAUCCCGAGACGCAGGUUUACGUGUCGUACGAAAAUCCGCGUUCUUACGCGGCCAAGGGUGACUUCAUCUACUCAACUGGAUUGGGGGGCUUUGCGAUGUGGGAAGCGGGGGGCGAUCGCAAUGAUACGCUCCUGGAUUCUAUCAUCCAUGCAUCCUUGAACGGGAACCCUUCCGCUCGAACCGCCAAAUCAAAAGUCGACACUCAGGCAGUUGUCCCUACGCCAGGUUCGAGGGAGACCACUGCCAAUGAUCUCAGUGGUGCCUCGCCGAGCGUCUGGAACGCCACUCCCAACCAUAUCCUGGGCAGUGCCUUGGCCUUUAUUUUCAACCUUCUUCUCUCUUCCGCUUGGUAG
This is a messenger RNA of Coprinopsis cinerea okayama7#130, 1395 nucleotides long. Its product is annotated as endochitinase. Gene Ontology annotation, cellular component: extracellular region. Gene Ontology annotation, molecular function: chitinase activity; chitin binding. Gene Ontology annotation, biological process: carbohydrate metabolic process; chitin catabolic process. The transcript is spliced from 6 exons. Lineage: Eukaryota; Fungi; Basidiomycota; Agaricomycetes; Agaricales; Psathyrellaceae. The record is from RefSeq and is a predicted model, not a curated record. The coding region runs from base 1 to 1395 and encodes 464 amino acids.